Molecule: messenger RNA, 1455 nt
Organism: Anopheles marshallii
Lineage: Eukaryota; Metazoa; Arthropoda; Insecta; Diptera; Culicidae
Product: zinc finger protein 184-like
Exons: 3
Coding region: 1-1455 (484 amino acids)
Biological process (GO): regulation of transcription by RNA polymerase II
Cellular component (GO): nucleus
Molecular function (GO): DNA-binding transcription factor activity, RNA polymerase II-specific; RNA polymerase II transcription regulatory region sequence-specific DNA binding
Source: RefSeq, a predicted model, not a curated record
AUGAUCAGGGGUCUGAGAGCUGUUGGACGAAAAAAAUGUCUCAUUUGCUUGAAACAUGCAUCAGCACUGGUGCCACUAAGUACGGAAGUCGACAUCGAUGGUAUUGCAAUGAACUGUGAAACGAUGUACGGUAAAUUCAUUGGCAUACAGUACGAUAUUGCGACACUCUCCAAGAAGCGCUUGCUAAACCUUUGUUUAACUUGCCUAAUGCAACUAAAUUCUAGCUAUCUGUUUCAAAGGCAGGCAAUAGAAUCUGUAGAAAGUAUUUUUGCUUCCUUUUUCAAAUCUCAGGAACAAUCUGCAAUUGUUGCAGAUGCUCUCACAAUUCAGUACUUAAUUUCACCAGAUGAACAAUCCAUUUGCCAUAGUGAAACUGGUAAUUAUCUAGAAGAAGAAAGUAGAUUCGAGAUGACAAACCGUGAUCCCAAUUCUACGCUAGUCUAUCCACCCGACAAAGAAGUACAAUUGCCUGAUGAAGUCGAAACAGACACAGAAAAAACAGAAGAGUUCACUGCCGAUGAGGAAUUGGUCUCGAUCGAUCCAGACAGCACUGAGGAUAAUGCGCAAAACAUCGAACAAAUGGUGCCCAAAGUAACCCAACCAUCAUACGACAAAUGUGUACAUCUCAAAAGUGAUUUACAGUUGUUUCGAAAACAUGUCCAGCAAACUCAUUGCCUGAAGAAGGACGACGAUUUCUUUCAUUGCACAGUGUGCUCGGGGCACUUUAAACCUAUGCGUUCCUGCAUUCGUCACGCACGCACUCAUCAGGGCACGAAACGGUACGCGUGUCAAUUUUGUCACAAAUCCUUCUAUUAUUCACACCAUCUGCAGGCUCACGAGCGAAUACAUACGCCCGAUAAACCUUUUGUCUGCAGUCAAUGCGCUAAAGAGUUCGUUUCGAAGGGACGUUUAAGUGCUCAUGAAGAAACGCAUAGCAAACGUGGAUUCGAGUGUAAAGAGUGCCGAGGAAAGUUUAAAACACGUCAAAAUUUGUACAAACACUAUUUGAUCAAACAUGACCGACCGGUGGCAAAGUUUCCACCGCGCAAAUGCGAGCAUUGUGAUAAACUAAUGUUAUCACAAUCGGCCGUUACAUACCACAAGCUGCAUUCGUGUGUAAUGAAUCGACAGUAUAGGCCACAAACCGUCCAGGGGGACUCCAGACAUCUUAAAAUUCCCACUAACAGAAAAUAUGUUUGUGUCGUUUGUAGGACACAAUUUAUCCAAAAAAUUGAACUAGACCGACAUAAGCUUAUACACGAUGGAAUUCUACCGUAUCGGUGCGACGUGUGCGAUCGAACUUUCCGCCAAAAAGGAACACUUACGACACAUAUGCGUACACACACUGAUGAAAAACCGUACGAAUGUACGCAAUGUACAAUUCGCUUUCGAUCUGCCGCUUCCCGCCGAUCACAUUUCUUACGACACCAUCUCAACAUCGAUAAAGAUAGAUAG